UGCCGGUUAUUUUGGUAGAAUUCGUAACUUUAUGCUGACAACACUGGCAGAGUGCCAUCGCACCACGACUCGCAGCUCCAUUCGUGUGAGUUCGUCGCUUCCGUUGGACGGACCUUGCGCGGCGUAAGCGGGUGUGUGCGAAAGUAUGAAGUGAAAUCGUACCCAAAGUGUGUGAAAUGUUUAGUGGUAGUUUUUACUGUGUUAAAUUUGUGCGAACAAAAUGAGUGCAAACGGAUAGUCGACUUUCUUACUUCCCGGAUUUACAAACAUUGGACGGUAGUGGAACACGUAACAUUUUGUAGAAACGGAUUCAAAAUGGCUGUGUUUUGAUGGACCCUUUGUCCGAUUCGUGUGUUUCUUUCAGCAUGGUAGUGGGAUCCUACAGUCAGAAAUUUGACUUAGAGAGGGAAUGCAUGUCAUGUACCCGGACCCGACGCACUAUCGCAAUCAGCCAGCCAGCCAGCCCUCAUACCAGCCGGCCGUGUCGCCGGCCCGCCACCAGCCUAAGAAGCGCCGCGCGCUGAGCCCAGUCUCGCGACACGCGGGUCCCGAUAACACUGGCUACAAGAGCAAGUGUUGGUCAGGCGUAGGGCCGGUCUGCUGCGCCGCGCCCGCCGCGCCGAGUCGCGCGUGCGAUGCUGAGCGGUCCCCUCCGCCCGCGCUGCCUCCCGCUCCGCCCGUGCUCUGCGCACGACCGUGCUGUCGCGACGCGCCUGUCGGCGACCCCAGCGACCAGCGUCGCGCCCCGCCGGCCGCCGGCGCGGCCGCUCGCCACAAGACGGCGCCCCAGGCAACGACGACGGCCCACAGCAAGACAGCGGCGGGCGGGGCCAACCACCCGCCCCAGCCGCAAGGUAACAAACGCUCUGGUUGCGGCGGCGAUGGCGACUACCAGCUGGUGCAGCAUGAGGUGCUCUACUCCUCGUCCAAUAGGUACGAGGUGUUGGAGUUCCUCGGGCGAGGCACGUUCGGGCAGGUGGUGAAGUGCUGGAAGAAGGGCACCAACGAGAUAGUCGCCAUCAAGAUCCUCAAGAACCACCCCAGCUAUGCUCGCCAAGGACAAAUUGAGGUGUCGAUCCUCUCCCGGCUCUCUCAAGAGUCCGCGGACGAGUUCAACUUCGUCCGCGCGUACGAGUGUUUCCAGCACCGCUCGCACACGUGCCUCGUGUUCGAGAUGCUAGAACAGAACCUGUACGACUUCCUCAAGCAGAACAAGUUCAGCCCGCUGCCGCUCAAGUACAUCCGACCCAUACUGCAGCAGGUGCUCACGGCGCUGCUCAAGCUAAAGCAACUAGGGUUGAUCCACGCGGACCUGAAGCCGGAGAACAUCAUGCUGGUGGAGCCGGCGCGGCAGCCCUACAGGGUCAAGGUCAUCGACUUUGGCAGCGCCUCGCACGUCAGCAAGGCAGUCUGCAACACCUACCUGCAGAGUCGAUACUACAGAGCUCCCGAGAUCAUCCUGGGCCUAGCGUUCUGCGAAGCGAUCGACAUGUGGUCGCUCGGCUGCGUGGUGGCAGAACUGUUCCUUGGCUGGCCGCUGUACCCCGGCUCCUCGGAGUACGACCAGAUCCGGUACAUCUCGCAGACGCAGGGCCUGCCCACCGAGCACAUGCUGAACAGUGCGUCAAAAACGGCCAAGUUCUUCUACCGCGACGUGGACAGCACGUACCCGUUCUGGCGGCUGAAGACGCCCGAGGAGCACGAGCUGGAGACCGGCAUCAAGAGCAAGGAGGCCAGGAAGUACAUCUUCAACUGCCUCGACGACAUCGGACAGGUUAAUGUGCCAACGGAUCUAGAAGGCGGCCAACUCUUGGCCGAGAAGGCGGACAGAAGGGAAUUCAUAGAUUUACUCAAGAGAAUGCUCACUAUGGAUCAGGAACGAAGGAUCACCCCGGGCGAGGCGCUGAACCACGCCUUCGUGACACUCGCACACCUUGUGGACUACGCGCACUGCAACAACGUCAAGGCGUCCGUGCAAAUGAUGGAGGUGUGCCGGCGGUCGGGCAGCGGGCCGGGCGGGGUGGGGGUGGGGGUGGGGGGGGAGUACGUGGGGGGCGUGGUGGCGCCCGCCGCCGCGCCCUCCGCGCACCACCUGGCGCUCACCAUCAACCAGCAGCGCCUGCCGCCGCAGCCCUACGACAACCUGUACCAGCUAUAUCAAGGUGGCCGCGUGGCGGUAAGCGGUGCGCGACAAUAUGCGACGCGAGCUGCGGAACCCUUCCCGCACCAGUUUGUGUCAUCCAUCCUGUGUCCCCCCGCCUAUCAGGUGCAGCAACUAGCAGCGGCGGCGGCAGCAGCGGCCGCAGCACACCACCAGCACGGCGUGGGCGGCGUGGGCGUGGGCGUGGGCGGCGUGGGCGACGUGGGCGAGUGGCGCGCGCCGCUCAUCGUGGAGCCCGCGCCGCUGCCCGAGCCCGACGUGUGGGACUUCCACCCCCACCAUCUGCACCACCAUCCGCACAAGAGAUCGACAAAGCAGCAGACGAGCGCGGUGGCCCACUACCAGCCGCAUCACCAAACACACCAAUACAGUAUGGCGAGCAGUGGGGGCAAGAAGGAGCCGACUCAGCUGUCGCCCGUGAAGAAGCGAGUGAAGGAGGGCACGCCGCCCUCGCGGCACAACAGGCAUACGCACGAACAGAACACUGGGGGCAAGGAGCCGACUCAGCUGUCGCCCGUGAAGAAGCGAGUGAAGGAGGGCACGCCGCCCUCGCGGCACAACAGGCAUACGCACGAACAGAACACUGGGGGCAAGGAGCCGACUCAGCUGUCGCCCGUGAAGAAGCGAGUGAAGGAGGGCACGCCGCCCUCGCGGCACAACAGGCAUACGCACGAACAGAACACUGGGGGCAAGGAGCCGACUCAGCUGUCGCCCGUGAAGAAGCGAGUGAAGGAGGGCACGCCGCCCUCGCGGCACAACAGGCAUACGCACGAACAGAACACUGGGGGCAAGGAGCCGACUCAGCUGUCGCCCGUGAAGAAGCGAGUGAAGGAGGGCACGCCGCCCUCGCGGCACAACAGGCAUACGCACGAACAGAACACUGGGGGCAAGGAGCCGACUCAGCUGUCGCCCGUGAAGAAGCGAGUGAAGGAGGGCACGCCGCCCUCGCGGCACAACAGGCAUACGCACGAACAGAACACUGGGGGCAAGGAGCCGACUCAGCUGUCGCCCGUGAAGAAGCGAGUGAAGGAGGGCACGCCGCCCUCGCGGCACAACAGGCAUACGCACGAACAGAACACUGGGGGCAAGGAGCCGACUCAGCUGUCGCCCGUGAAGAAGCGAGUGAAGGAGGGCACGCCGCCCUCGCGGCACAACAGGCAUACGCACGAACAGAACACUGGGGGCAAGGAGCCGACUCAGCUGUCGCCCGUGAAGAAGCGAGUGAAGGAGGGCACGCCGCCCUCGCGGCACAACAGGCAUACGCACGAACAGAACACUGGGGGCAAGGAGCCGACUCAGCUGUCGCCCGUGAAGAAGCGAGUGAAGGAGGGCACGCCGCCCUCGCGGCACAACAGGCAUACGCACGAACAGAACACAAGCAACAUCGGCGGCGGGCGAGCGUCUUGGGGCUCGGGCGGCGCUGGCGCGACCGCGGGCCCGGCGGCGGCGGCGGCGACGGGCGCGGCGCACACCAUCACCAUCCGCGACACGCCGUCGCCCGCCGUGUCCGUCAUCACCAUCUCCGACGACGACGACGACGACGGAAACGGCGCGCACAAGCCCGCGCCCGCGCCCGUCACACACAACAGAGUUUUGUUAUUUAUAGCGGGCGGCAGCGGGCAUUGUGCCCCCACGGCGGCGGCGCCUGGCGUCAUCUGCAGCGCGCGCUCGCCGCGGGACGACCCGCACGUCAAGCCCGAGCCGCAGCCCUGCCACCACCAUCACACGCAACCGUCAGCCCCGGCGGCGCGCGCGCAGGUCACUCCGCAGAGCCAGAAGAAGCGGCUGCUGGCGCUCGCGCAGCAGGAGGCGCACAAGCACGACCCGCCGCCGGCCGACCACCACCAUUACCAGCAGACUGGUACGGCCGUCCGGCCCACGAACGAGUACCAGUGCAACCAGUACGUGCCGACGCAGCACAACAAGAGGGAUAGUACGGGCGGCUGCCGCGAGUACCCUCACGGCGCGGCGGCGGCGGCGGGCGCGCCGCCCGCGCACAAGCAGCACGCGCACGCGCCGCACGCCGCGCACCACGCCGCGCACGCCUGGCACCACCACCCGCACAACCACUACAAGUCAGUAUACAACACUGUACCCCUGCGAGUACCCGCGCACAAGCAGCACGCGCACGCGCCGCACGCCGCGCACCACGCCGCGCACGCCUGGCACCACCACCCGCACAACCACUACAAGUCAGUAUACAACACUGUACCCCUGCGAGUACCCGCGCACAAGCAGCACGCGCACGCGCCGCACGCCGCGCACCACGCCGCGCACGCCUGGCACCACCACCCGCACAACCACUACAAGUCAGUAUACAACACUGUACCCCUGCGAGUACCCGCGCACAAGCAGCACGCGCACGCGCCGCACGCCGCGCACCACGCCGCGCACGCCUGGCACCACCACCCGCACAACCACUACAAGUCAGUAUACAACACUGUACCCCUGCGAGUACCCGCGCACAAGCAGCACGCGCACGCGCCGCACGCCGCGCACCACGCCGCGCACGCCUGGCACCACCACCCGCACAACCACUACAAGUCAGUAUACAACACUGUACCCCUGCGAGUACCCGCGCACAAGCAGCACGCGCACGCGCCGCACGCCGCGCACCACGCCGCGCACGCCUGGCACCACCACCCGCACAACCACUACAAGUCAGUAUACAACACUGUACCCCUGCGAGUACCCGCGCACAAGCAGCACGCGCACGCGCCGCACGCCGCGCACCACGCCGCGCACGCCUGGCACCACCACCCGCACAACCACUACAAGUCAGUAUACAACACUGUACCCCUGCGAGUACCCGCGCACAAGCAGCACGCGCACGCGCCGCACGCCGCGCACCACGCCGCGCACGCCUGGCACCACCACCCGCACAACCACUACAAGUCAGUAUACAACACUGUACCCCUGCGAGUACCCGCGCACAAGCAGCACGCGCACGCGCCGCACGCCGCGCACCACGCCGCGCACGCCUGGCACCACCACCCGCACAACCACUACAAAACUGGUAGCGGAGGCGUUCUGUCGCCGGCGGGAGGGGUGUCUCCCGGAUACUUACCACCGCCGUUAUACGUGCCCACCUAUCACUAUCACACCGGCGGCGUGGGCGUGGGCGUGCCGGGCGGCGUGGGCGUGGGCGUGGGCGCGGUGGCGGGCGUGCCGCCGCCCGCGCACCACGCCAGCGCGCGCCUGCCCGCCUACCUGCAGCCCUACUCGCCCACAUACCUCGUGCCGCAGCACCCCAACCAGCACCUCUGGUACACCGACUGAGCGCUCCC
Molecule: messenger RNA, 5448 nt
Organism: Cydia amplana
Lineage: Eukaryota; Metazoa; Arthropoda; Insecta; Lepidoptera; Tortricidae
Gene: Hipk
Exons: 33
Coding region: 410-5440 (1676 amino acids)
Biological process (GO): peptidyl-threonine phosphorylation; peptidyl-serine phosphorylation
Cellular component (GO): cytoplasm; nucleus
Molecular function (GO): protein serine/threonine kinase activity; ATP binding; protein tyrosine kinase activity
Source: RefSeq, a predicted model, not a curated record